GCAGCCAGACAUACAGCAAGCUACCUGAGAAAAGUGCUGUAGUCCAGAAUAUUCUGAAGAAAACGCUUCAUCAUGGCACGACUGACCAUCCUGGCUGGAUUGGCACUUCUGGUGUGUCUUCAGACUGUCUAUUCCACCAAACUGGUGUGCUACUUUACCAACUGGGCCCAGUACAGACCAGGGGCUGGAAAAUACACCCCUGACAACAUAGAUCCGAACCUCUGCACACACCUCAUCUACGCCUUCUCCAUCAUCAGCUCCUCUAAUGAACUGUCUACGUUUGAGUGGAACGAUGAAGUUCUGUAUAAAUCCUUCAAUGCACUGAAGAACAGAAACCCUCAGCUGAAAACUCUGCUGGCUGUCGGUGGGUGGAACUUUGGAACAACACAAUUCAGCCUCAUGGUCUCAUCUCCGGCCAACCGUCAGGUGUUCAUCCAGUCCUCCAUCAGAUUUCUGAGACAACAUGGCUUUGACGGACUGGAUCUGGACUGGGAAUACCCGGGAUCACGAGGAAGCCCAGCAGAGGACAAGAAAAGGUUCACGUUGCUCUGCCAGGAAUUACUUGCUGCCUUUGAGAAGGAAGCCGCUGAGACCAAUAAGCAGAGAUUGCUGCUCACAGCUGCUGUGGCGGCUGGAAAGGGAACUAUUGAUAGCGGCUAUGAGAUUGCUGCUGUGUCCAAUUAUCUAGACUUUAUAAGUGUCAUGACCUAUGACUUCCAUGGAGCCUGGGAUUCAUUCACUGGCCACAACAGCCCUCUAUACAACAGCUCUCUCAUGCAUGGUCAACAUGUCUACUACAACGUUGACUUUGCCAUGAAAUACUGGAGAGAUCAAGGAGCUCCUCUAGAAAAGCUGCUGGUUGGUUUUCCCGCCUAUGGUCGCACAUUUCGCACAUCAUCAGCAACUGGUGGUGUUGCAGCAUCAGCCAGUGGACCGGGCACUGCUGGGCCCUACACCCGGGAGGCAGGAAUUUUGUCCUACUAUGAGGUUUGCACUUUCCUUGCUGGAGCCACCACUCACUGGAUUGAGGAACAAAAGGUUCCCUAUGCAGUCAAAGGCAAUGAAUGGGUGGGAUUCGACAACAAGCAGAGCUUUGAAAUCAAGGCACAGUAUGUGAAAGAUAACAACUACGGCGGAGCGUUCGUCUGGUCUCUGGAUAUGGAUGACUUUUCUGGACAAUUCUGUGGUCAGGGAAACUAUCCUCUCAUUGGACAUCUCCGCUCUCGUCUGGAUUCAGGGACUACUUUCAACGAUACCUCAGGUCAGCCUGGCGUUCAUACAACCACAGCAUCUCCUGCCAGGAAAACUCCCAAAACAACCAAAACUCCUGUUUCUGGCCGUAAUUUCUGCGUAGACAAGGCUGAUGGUAAUUACGUCAAUGAAAAUGAUCGACAUACCUUCUAUAUGUGUGCUGGUGGAAUCACCUACACGCAGAAUUGUCCUUCUAAUUUGGUUUACAAUGAGACAUGCGACUGUUGCAACUAUAAUAAAUGAUUCAGUCAAGCUUUUGUGAACUUAACUACUGGAUGGACAGCGUCAAUACAAUGUCCUCUCUCGCUCUACAACUGUGUUCUUGCUAAAAAGGUUUAACACCUUUAUUUACAAACCCAUAAGGAGAUUUUUUUCUUAUCUGCCAUGAUGUUGCAAGUUUACUGACGUAAUUUGUAAUGAGUAGAGACAAGCAUAUCUUUUAAUAAAUUUCCCUGUCUUUGCUUCAUCAAA
Poeciliopsis prolifica (blackstripe livebearer) is the source of this 1722-nucleotide messenger RNA. Its product is annotated as acidic mammalian chitinase-like. The coding region runs from base 73 to 1494 and encodes 473 amino acids. Gene Ontology annotation, biological process: carbohydrate metabolic process; chitin catabolic process. The record is from RefSeq and is a predicted model, not a curated record. The transcript is spliced from 12 exons. Gene Ontology annotation, cellular component: extracellular region. Gene Ontology annotation, molecular function: chitin binding; chitinase activity. Lineage: Eukaryota; Metazoa; Chordata; Actinopteri; Cyprinodontiformes; Poeciliidae.